CUUGGUCCGAUAGGCCUAGCACGAAAUCCUGCAAAGUUAGCAGAAGCAGCAGCAGGCAUGCCAAGCUCUGGUGGUAAAAAUAGAAUCAAUUUCUGAAAUGAUCAGCUUAUUAAACUUUAAUUGAUCAUACUUUGCUCUGUAUGUAAUUCUUCUUCAAUCUGGUUUAUUUUCUCAAUACAUAUUGUAGUUUAGCCCAAGAAUUCUUUUUUAAUUAUCAAGAUUCUCCUGCCAUUCUCUCUCUUCUUCUACUGCCCUUUUCAUGAUGAACCUGCACUUUCCUUUCCUUUCCUUUACUUUGAAACAAAUAUAGAUAGAUAGAAACUAGUGCUUUUGGAUUGCUUUCUUCUUUCCAUUCUUCGAAAAAGCUUAAUUACAAACACAAAUGUCGACUACCCCCGUCGGGACAGAAGACCAGCAGCCUCCUCCGACGGAUGUUCAGGUGGCCCAGCAAGCGUAUACAGCCUCUUCGGGUACUCACGGGUCGAUUGGGCCUUUUAUUGGAGCCCUAGCGGUGAUUACGAUUUUGGUUGCCAUUGCCAUUAUGAUCGGAAGGCUUUGCUCGGGUCGGCGGGUCAUAGGAAAGAGACAGUACGAUUUUGAAGGAUGGGUUGAGACAAAGUUUGCAUCUUGUAUCGAUGGCCGAUUGGAUCCACCUCCACCUUCCGUACCAUCUUCAACACGGAGGCCAACACCACCACCCAGGGAUGAUGCAGCGGCGGAGGAAGAAGAAGAAGAACAAAGAGAAAGUGGAGGGGAGCAGCAGCAGCAGCAGGAGAGAGCCUGAUCAUGAUGAUGAUGUUAAACAGAUCUCUCUCACUGUUAUGAUGCUGAUGAACUCAUCUUCUGUAAACUUAUUAUAACUGAUGAUCAAUCAACCCAUUCCACUUUCCUAUGGUAAACAAAUUAUUAUUGCCUGCCCUUGUUGA
This is a messenger RNA of Impatiens glandulifera, 926 nucleotides long. RefSeq lists its product as uncharacterized. The transcript has a single exon. The coding region runs from base 383 to 784 and encodes 133 amino acids. Lineage: Eukaryota; Viridiplantae; Streptophyta; Magnoliopsida; Ericales; Balsaminaceae. The record is from RefSeq and is a predicted model, not a curated record.